This is a messenger RNA of Kluyveromyces lactis, 741 nucleotides long. It is a transcript of the gene EFM5, whose product is annotated as protein-lysine N-methyltransferase. The transcript has a single exon. NCBI's taxonomy places the organism in Eukaryota, Fungi, Ascomycota, Saccharomycetes, Saccharomycetales, Saccharomycetaceae. Gene Ontology annotation, molecular function: protein-lysine N-methyltransferase activity; nucleic acid binding. Gene Ontology annotation, biological process: methylation. The coding region runs from base 1 to 741 and encodes 246 amino acids. The record is from RefSeq and is a predicted model, not a curated record.
AUGUCUGACUCCGAAUCCGAUGGGGAGUUACAGCUAUCGUCGCAUACUCUUGCUGCUUUGCAGGCCUUUAGAAAUGAGGAGCAACAAAGGGAAGAAGAGUUCCAGAAGAUGAUGAAUCAGGCCGAUGAAGAGUAUGAAAGAAAGAAAAGACAGCAAGGUAUGGACCUUUUCAAAGAAGAUUGGCAAUUAUCCCAAUUCUGGUACAGCGAUAAUACGGCUGAUACUUUGGCAGAGGCGCUCUUGGAAGGUGCUGAUGAAGACACAGUUAUUGCUGUUGUUAGUGCACCAUCUGUUUAUGCAGCUAUCUUGAAGAAACCGGAUUCCGAAAUUCCAACUAAACACAUUUAUUUGUUUGAGUUCGAUAAAAGAUUCUCACUCUUGGCUGGUGAAGACAAGUUCUUCUUCUAUGACUUCGCUAAUCCUCUAGAUUUUGAUGAUAAGUUGAAAGGGAAAGUAGAUAGACUUUUGAUCGAUCCUCCUUUCUUGAACGAACAUUGUCAAACAAAUUCUUCUAUCACUGCCAAAGCACUACUGGCUCCAAAAACUGAUGAAAAAACUUCCAAGGGGGUCCCAAAACACAGACUAAUGUCAUGCACCGGUGAAAGAAUGUCAGAAGUUAUUGCCAAAGUUUACCCAGAUACUAAAAUUACUACUUUCUAUCCAGAGCAUGCUAAUGGAUUAAGCAACGAAUUUAGAUGCUACGCUAAUUUUGAGUGGGAUCAAUGGAAGUUCUCUGAGUAA